AAGUACUCGCGUGUCUGACUGGCAGUUCGACGACUUCAUUUCCUCCCCCCCAUAACAUAUUGAGGACUUGCACAAGUAUCCAAUCCUUGGUUCACAGUUCAUGAUGAUUUCUUGUUUGAUUCAGUACGACGCAAUACCCUCUGGCAGGCAUUGCUUGAUAUGUCCCUCGCGAAGCCUCUGUCCCCAUCACCCUGCAUUCUAUGACGAACCUGAAGUCCCCCUCGCCAUUUCGCGCGCUCCCUAUGAUUUGAACGCGUGCAACGCGGAAAUCGACCGCGUUCAGAAUAUUUUGCACAGCCUCGUCCUACACAAAGCGCGACUGCAGAGGAACAGAAACGAUACUCAUGCUAUUGUCGGCACAGUCCCUACAGAGAUUCUCACUCUGAUAUUCAGGGAGGCCUGCCUACCCCAGGAUCCUGACGUCGGCACCUUGGAGGUGCUCUCUUUAACAGCGAUGGACAUAUCUAGCGUCUGUCAUCGCUGGCGGACGAUAGCGCUGGAUAUUCCUGACCUGUGGGCGACCAUUUCCAUAAAGCUCCCCACCACUCCACCGCCCCGAACCGCAGCUUUUGAGGCAGCUCUCCAUCUAUAUCUAGAACGUUCACGAUUCGCCCCACUUUCCAUCUAUCUAUGUUCUUCCGCCGAUCCAUUGCAUCGCAUCGAUAUGUCUUACGAGAACAAAUUCAUACUUCCCCUCUGCCGAGAGUCUCAUCGAUGGCGACAUCUUCACGUUUCCUUCAUGUGCAAGCGGUUCUUUGAAUUAUUUCUUCAAACGGUCCAUCGUUCUUGCAGCGACCUUCGCCAGUUAGACGUGUUGUCCAUCACGGACACGAGCGAUGACCCGAGUAGCUACUCACCUAAGGGAUUUACUUCUCUCUGUGGCGUUACAACUCUUGAAUUACGUGGAAAUAUCAUCCACAUUGAGGGUUCUCCCUUCGCAAAGACCCGUUCUCUUUCCGUACAGGCCACGGGGUCAAGGUCUAAUGCCCAGAUAUUGGCGUCAACCAUCGCCUCAGCGGCAGGACUGAAAAGUCUCACGGUUCUCAGUAAUAUUCACAACUUAUACAGUGGGGAUAUUCCUGCCGUCACCUCCCAGCUUACUACCCUCACUCUCCAUCUUUCCAAUGCUGAUUACACCUCUUUUGGCACACUGCUGGCCCCACUCAUUCUCUCAUCGCUUUCGAAAUUAACCCUCAUUCAUGCGGGUCGACAUCCCGCGUCAGCUAUCCCUCUCCUCUUUACUCAUCUCGCAACGUUCUGCUCCAAGCAUCGUAUCACCGACCUCACCCUUAUCCAGGUCCCAAUCCUAGCUCCCGAUCUUGUCCUUCUCUUCGAGGAGAUGACUACCCCACUCACCGCUCUCUACAUCCACGAGACCCCUGCAGUUCGCACCAUAACUCCGGUCCUCCUUCGAGGAAUCAUGGAUACGCUCCCGGUCCUUGCUCAUCUUGGACUCAUUUGGAGCGACAAUUCUGAGAUCGAUGAGAGCGCGGUCAUGGGAUUGAUCGAAAUGAGAGCAGGGAUUGCAGGUGGUCUGGAAAGUGCGACGGUCGGAAGGGGAGAGGCUCAUCAUAAUUUGGGUCGUCGAACGAGGGAGCGAUUAAGCUUGUUGCGCAAUGAAGGCCUGAAAGUAUAUGAGAGUGUGUUAGAUUGAAUUGGUGCCGUCACUGUUUUCUUUCGUAUCAGCUCAAGGCUGAGUCGUUUUUAGGGUCACCUCCUCGUUGAGCAUGCUCAUUUUAUGAACGUAACGUGCGC
This is a messenger RNA of Desarmillaria tabescens, 1755 nucleotides long. RefSeq lists its product as uncharacterized. Lineage: Eukaryota; Fungi; Basidiomycota; Agaricomycetes; Agaricales; Physalacriaceae. The coding region runs from base 101 to 1654 and encodes 517 amino acids. The record is from RefSeq and is a predicted model, not a curated record. The transcript has 2 exons.